CAAUUUUUUUCCGUAUACAAAAGAGUUUUGACAUUCGAUAAGAUAACAUUGUAUCGUUCGAUUUUCCGCUGUUGGCUUUACAAAAAAAAAUCACUGAAAAAAUGUCCACAGCCAUUGGAAAUCAGGAGAAUAUCUUUCUCUUUGUGCCAAAUUUAAUCGGAUAUGGUCGUAUCGUCUUGGCAGUCAUUGCAUUCUAUUUUAUGCAAACAAACUAUGUGAUUGCCGGAUGGUGCUACAUCAUCAGUGCACUGCUGGAUGCGGUCGACGGUCAUGCAGCUAGGGCUUUCAAUCAAAGUACAAAGUUUGGAGCUAUGCUCGAUCAAUUGACCGAUAGAUGUGGAACUAUGGGUUUGUUGGUGGCAUUGAGUUACUUCUAUCCGAAGUAUAUGUUUUGGUUUCAAUUAUCUAUGGCCAUAGACAUUGCAUGUCACUGGAUCUAUUUGCACACAUCAACGUUGCAGGGAAAAACGUCUCACAAGUUCUUUGAUCCAAACGAUAAUCCAAUCAUGAGACUCUACUAUCGAAAGGACAUUUUGACAUUCAUGUGCUGUGGCAAUGAACUCUUCUAUUCCGCUUUGUACGUGCUCUACUUCACUAAUGGACCGACAAUUCUCGGACUAUCAUUGCUCAAAGUAGCCGCUGUUCUAUCAGCUCCAGUUGCUUUCGUCAAAGCAUUGAUCUCAUUACUACAUGCGUAUGUUGCUGCGCAGAACCUUACUAUCAUUGACGCCGCCGAACGUGAAAACAAUCGAAAGAAGGAACUGUCGAAAAAACCUGAAUAAAUAAAGUUACAGCAACAAAGCGAUGCGAAUCGAACAAAAUUAAAUCUAGAAUGAAGAGACAUUCUGUUUCCAAUUAAAUUAAACAAAAAAAAAAAAUAUUUUUCUGUAUGUUAGCUGGUCCAUACACAAACGAUUUUGUCGUUGAAAUUUGUUUAGUAGAAUCUAGCAACUAGUAAGGGGACUACCUACCAUUGGAGUGGAAAUGGAUAAUUUGAUGCUAGAUCAAGGCAUUCCAUUUCCCCUACAACAGAACAGUCUCGUUGCAUAUUAAGUAUAAAUAUUCGUGUCGGUGUAUCCCCUGGGUUAAUAGAAAAAAAUUCUAAUGUGGAAAAUAGUCUUAAGCUUAUAACGUUUAUGGAUGAGUGUUGUUGGUUAAUUAUAUUGCUUGUUUUUCUGUUGUUUUUCUUCUUUAAUUUAAUUAAAUAAUUUCAUGGUCACUGUGAAGUGAACUAGCGUUGUACUAGAAAAUGCUGUGUUAAUCGUAACUCAUUUAACUGAUGUAGAUGAACGUACUGUUGUCGGUGGACGAAAUUAAUUGAGUUAAAUAAAUUGUAAAAAAACGGAGCCACAAAAGGAGAAUGUUGUUAAACCAUGGAACAGGAACUGAUAUUCGGUCAGAAGUAGUACAUAUUCUUACAGGCAAAGUCCUCACGCUUAACUUAUCUAAAAUUGGGUUGAUUUAUCGAGCUUCCUUCUUCUACGGGAAGAAAAAAUAGACAAAAAUCGGGUUGCUGUUACCGAACCGAAUGGUUGUUCUUCGUGUUGAAUAGAGUCUCGACCAUACAAUCCGAGGAAUUUAAAGAACCCAAGCGAAACAGCUUCGAAAUGUAAAGAAUUUCCGUUGGUAAAGGUCAUUGACCUUAAACGAAACAUAAUCCAAGCAUCGAAAUCACCAGCAAGAAGAAUCAUGUUCGAGAUUCAGCCUUGUUAAUUAGAUCGGUGCUUAGAUGCUUUAAUGAGAAUUCAAAUUCCGAAUUGCAAUUACUCGGUAUGAGGCGUCCGAACCUUCCAUACAGUGUUCCAUUUAUUGUAAUCAUUUUUAGUGAUAGUUGAUCCAAUGAUUUUCGGCCAUUCACGUGAUGAAGGAGUUGUCAAUUAAAUUCAAUCUUCAAAUCAACAGAAUAAAUUACUUGAUUGUUAGUCGGUAGCUUCCAAUGGCACAUUUGUUAGCGUAAAGUCUAUCAGUUAGUUAAAAACCUGAACCAUGAGUUGUAUCUGAAGCUCAUGUCUUUUGAAUUUUAACACCGUACUAAUACCUACCGAUUACUAAUCAUUAACAGUCAUAACAUCAAAUCCUAUGUUCUGAAACAACAGAUUCUGAAACACGCUCGAAGAUUGGUUCAACAGAUUUCUCGCAUAUAAAAUGUCCUUAAAAUGUCAAUUUUUGGCCUAAACAUUCUUAAAAUUGAUUUUUAUAACUGUGAAGCCAUGAAGCUAUUUAUGGCCAAAUGGUUAAAAAUGUCGAUCAUGAGGCCAAAAAUUUAAGUUUCUUUUUAGUACACAAAAUAUCUCUGAGUUCAUCAUGAAGGCAGUGGUAGCAAACGAAUUUUUAGCGGCUCCUUCUUCACCUUAAAAGAGUUCGUUUUAUGGAACGAAAUCUGUUGAAUCUUUCGAAUCUGGGUACCAACCAAUAUCGAGUGUGUCUUAGCCUGUUAUUUCAGAAUAUUCAUUAAAUCCCUUGAAAACUACGAAUACGUUCUCUGUAAUUUGUGGUACGUUCUGAUCGAGUUUUUGAAAAUACCCGUAUUGAUGUCAGGGCAAAUGAGUCGCAUUUAUUUUAAACAACGAACGAAAGUUCGAUAUUAGACUUGUUUUUGCAUAAGCGAAAAUCGAUAUUUUUUAUGAUUUUUUAGUUUAAACACUUUGCAAAACGAAUUGCGCUUGCAUAUGAAUUAAAAAGUCUUAAGUUUGCACCUGGAAACAAAACUAUUUUUGUAAUUGAACUCACAGAUAUAUAUUUAUUGAAAAAUGAACAAUGUGAAAAAAGAGGGGACGGGGAACAUUACCAAAUGUGAAGCAGAGCAGAAAAUUCAAUUUAUUUUCUAAGUAAUAAGAAAAGUCAAAAUUGAAACAUUGAACUCAAAAAAUGAGAUGCAUGUACCUUGUAUAAGUAAAACAAAACAAACAAAAACCAAUGUCUUUGUAGUCAUUCAGUCGAUUUAAUGGUGAUUGUUCAAAUAUAAAAAUGUUUAAAAAUA
Messenger RNA from Bradysia coprophila, 2980 nucleotides. It is a transcript of the gene Pis, whose product is annotated as phosphatidylinositol synthase. NCBI's taxonomy places the organism in Eukaryota, Metazoa, Arthropoda, Insecta, Diptera, Sciaridae. Gene Ontology annotation, molecular function: CDP-diacylglycerol-inositol 3-phosphatidyltransferase activity. Gene Ontology annotation, cellular component: Golgi apparatus; membrane. The record is from RefSeq and is a predicted model, not a curated record. Gene Ontology annotation, biological process: phosphatidylinositol biosynthetic process.